Messenger RNA from Orycteropus afer afer, 462 nucleotides. It is a transcript of the gene SRARP, whose product is annotated as steroid receptor associated and regulated protein. Gene Ontology annotation, biological process: positive regulation of intracellular estrogen receptor signaling pathway. Gene Ontology annotation, molecular function: nuclear estrogen receptor binding. The record is from RefSeq and is a predicted model, not a curated record. The transcript is spliced from 2 exons. NCBI's taxonomy places the organism in Eukaryota, Metazoa, Chordata, Mammalia, Tubulidentata, Orycteropodidae. Bases 1 to 462 code for a protein of 153 amino acids. Gene Ontology annotation, cellular component: cytoplasm; nucleus.
AUGAGCCUCGGGCCAGGUCUGGAGACUAGCAUCGGAGGGCAGCUGGUCCGUCAUCAGAAGGCCGUCUCAACAGCUCACCUCACUUUUGUUAUUGACGUUACCUGUGGGAAACAGAUCUCGCUGGCAGCACCCCCAGUGCAACCCCGAGUCCCCCGGCCCUACCGAGGACUUGUCAUCCCCCCAAUGAAGACCCACAUAGUGUUCUAUGGGGACAACUGGCCCCAUUUGCCUGAGAAGGCCUCCCUGGGGGGGGGAUGCUCUGUCCAGCCCGUGGACACACUACCACCCCAGAGAGAGAUUGGGGCCCCAGCUUCCUUACCAGAUAGCUUGCUGUAUCCCCAGGAGGUUCCUGAACCCAAGGGGAACCCCUUAAAGGCUGUGCCCACAAGGUCUUCUGCGUGGGGAACAGUCAAGGGCUCACUCAAAGCCCUCUCCUCCUGUGUCUGUGGGCAGGCAGAUUAG